AUGCGUUUACUUAUUGGAACACUCUGCAAAAGACUGCAGAGCGAUGACUAUCUAUUUGUCGCAGCGAUUGAUAUAGGAACAACAUAUUCUGGUUAUGCGUUCUCUUCAAGAGACAAUUACAAAGAAAACCCCACUGAAAUUAUUACAAAAACAUGGAAUGCUUCUUCUGGAAAUUUGGAAUCUCUUAAAACAUCAACGUGCGUCCUUUUUGAUGAAGAGAAGAAAUUCCAUUCCUUUGGGUUUGCCGCUGAGGACAAGUUCAUGCAGCUCGCAUCCGAAAACAAACACAAAGAAUGGUUUUUCGUCCACCGCUUCAAGAUGGAACUCUACAACAAAAAGACUCUCGAUGAAAAUCUGUUUAUCAAGUCAGAGAACGGAGAAUCACUUCCUGCAUUGACAGUGUUUUCUGCAGUUAUCAGCUACCUUAAAAAUAAAAUGAUGGAAGAUAUGAUGUUAAAAAACCUUAACGUCCACGAUUAUGGAUUGAGAUGGGUUAUAACUGUUCCAGCAAUAUGGACAGACUCAUCAAAAUCAUUCAUGCGUCGCUGUGCCAUAGAGGCCGGAAUCGCUAAAGAAAGACUUACAAUAGCUCUGGAGCCGGAGGCAGCUGCAAUUUACACAAAUUUUUCUUCCAUUAGACGCACCUUUGCUUCUAGUUCCAUAUCAUGUAGGAAAGGAAUCAAAUACCUUGUCUGUGAUGCUGGUGGUGGAACGGUUGAUAUUACAGUACAUGAAAUGAUUGAUGAUGAAGGACAUGUGAGGGAACUCUACAAAGCUUCUGGUGGUGACUGGGGAGGUACAAAAGUGGAUCAAGAAGUUAAGAAAUUUUAUGAAAAAAUUGUAGGGAAAGAUGUAAUGGAAAAAUUCAAGGAAAGAAAUAUGGAAGGAGCUUUAGAGUUAGCUAGAGAUUUUGAAACAAAGAAAAGGGCUUUUAAACCGAAUUCGGAAAAAAAAGUACUACUAAAAUUUCCGCUAUCCCUUCAGGACAUUUAUGAAGACUUAAACAACGGUAAUACCAUCGAAAACGAUAUUUUGAAGAAAAAUGUAAAUAAUGAUGUACAAAUUCGAAGAGACAAAAUCGUAGUUUCUGCAGAUGUUUUUGGAUCUUUCUUUACCCCAUCGCUUGUGAGCAUAUGCAAUCAUAUAAGCAAAAUUUUUGAAAACCCUGAUGUCAGAGAUGUUAAAAUCAUUCUCCUAGUAGGGGGAUACGCAGAAUCAGAAAUACUUACAAGCGAACUAGAAAAAAAAUUUCCAGACCAAAAAUUGGUGAUUCCUAAAGAACCUGGACUUUCCGUUUUGAAAGGAGCGGUGAUAUUUGGACAUGAGCCAGAAUUGAUACAGGAAAGAAAAGCAAAAUAUACCUAUGGAAUAGAAUGUUCGACAGUAUUUUGUGAGGGAAAACAUCGCGAGGAUUAUAAAAAAGAGGUUGAUGGAGUGGUAUAUUGUGCGAGGGUUUUUGAUAGACAUGUGAAAAUUGGAUCAUCACUAACCGUCGGAAAGUACCAGUCUACUCGGACUUAUAGUAAGCAAGCCAACGCCCUGGCACAGAAUAUGUAUGUAUACGCUAGUUCUCAGGAAAAUCCAAAAUAUGUUACCGAUGACGGUUGUUUCCUUUUAGGAAGUACAAAAUUAGAAUUUGAAGGAGGAAAAACCAUGGGGGCAAGUGUGAUAGAGGCACAAAUGUCGUUUAGUGGGACAGAGAUAGAGGUGACAUUGACUUGUAAAACUACGGGGAGAGUCACCAAAGUACAUCUGGAAAAUAAAUAA
Molecule: messenger RNA, 1767 nt
Organism: Saccostrea cuccullata (small rock oyster)
Lineage: Eukaryota; Metazoa; Mollusca; Bivalvia; Ostreida; Ostreidae
Product: heat shock 70 kDa protein 12A-like
Exons: 5
Coding region: 1-1767 (588 amino acids)
Molecular function (GO): ATP binding; ATP-dependent protein folding chaperone
Source: RefSeq, a predicted model, not a curated record